CCCCCCUCUCUUUUCAUAUUGUGCUACGAUCUUUCUCUUUCUAACAAAGCUGUUUUUAAGGGAUUCUUGGGGUCUGCUUUUACCACUCUCUAAAUUUUAAAAACUGAGAAGCCUAAGGUCUAACUUUACAACUCUCUGAGGUUCCACCAUUAAUUAAGUCUUUCAGGUUGGUCGUUAGAAAAUGGCGUCUUCAAAAGGUGAAGCUACAACAGCAAAACCAAGCCGUGUUCCUAUGGCUCGACCAGGGUUUGGAUCAAAAGGGCAAAAGAUUCGUCUACUCACCAACCAUUUUAAAGUAGGGAUGACCAACUCUGAUGGAUACUUCUUCCAUUAUAGUGUUGCUCUAAAUUAUGAAGAUGGAAAUCCUGUAGAGGCAAAAGGCAUAGGACGAAAAAUUCUGGACAAGGUGCAACAAACGUAUGCAUUGGAGCUAGCCGGCAAAGAUUUUGCCUAUGAUGGUGAGAAGAGCCUGUUUACAAUUGGUGCACUACCUCACAACAAACUUGAGUUUACUGUUGUGUUGGAGGAUCUCUCUUCUUCUUCUAGAAGCACUACUCAAGGUGGAAGUCUUGAAGGGAGCCCUAGUGAGGCUGAUAAAAAGAGGUCAAAGAGGCAGCCACGGUCCAAGGCAUAUAAAGUGGUAAUUAAGUAUGCUGCAAAAAUACCGAUGCAAGCAAUAACAAAUGCACUCCGGGGACAAGACUCCGAACAGUAUCAAGAGACAGUGAGAGUUCUUGACAUAGUUUUGAGGCAGCAUGCUGCCAAACGGGGCUGCCUGAUUGUGCGACAAUCUUUUUUUCAUGAUGAGCCAAGAAACUUCACUGAGCUUGGUGGAGGAGUUUUAGGAUGCAGGGGUUUCCAUUCAAGUUUCCGGGCCACUCAGGGAGGCCUAUCAUUGAACAUGGAUGCAUCAACAACAAUGAUUGUGCAGCCAGGGCCAGUGGUAGACUUCCUUCUGGCAAAUCAAAAUGCAAGAGAUCCUUACCAGAUUGACUGGACCAAGGCCAAGAAGAUGCUCAAGAAUCUGAGGAUCAAGGCCAGCCCCUCAAAUAGGGAAUACAAAAUCACCGGCCUCACUGAAAAGCCUUGCAAAGAGCAGACUUUCACAUUGAAGCAGAAAAGUGGAAAUGGUAUGGCUGGGGAAGAGAAAGAGGUUGAGCUGACUGUUUAUGAAUAUUUCACUCAUCAUCGCCAUAUUCCUUUGAAUUAUUCUGGAGAUUUUCCUUGCAUAAACGUUGGGAAACCCAAACAUCCAACUUUUAUUCCUCUUGAGCUUUGCCACCUGGUGUCUCUGCAACGCUAUACCAAGGCGCUGUCCAAUCUACAAAGGGCUUCCCUGGUAGAAAAAUCCCGACAGAAGCCCCAAGAAAGAAUGAGAACAUUGGGUGAUGCUCUAAAGACCAGCAACUAUAAGGCUGACCCUCUUCUUGGAUCUGCUGGAAUUUCGAUCAGUGAUCAGUUUACUCAAGUUGAAGGUCGUAUCUUGCCAACUCCAAAGUUGAAGGUAGGCAGAGAUCAAGACUUGUUUCCUAGAAACGGAAGGUGGAAUUUUAACCAGAAGCAAUUGGUUGAACUGAGCAAACUUGAGCGUUGGGCAGUUGUGAACUUCUCUGCCCGUUGUGAUGUCCGUAAGCUUUGUAUGGAUCUACAAAGGUGUGGGCAACAAAAAGGAAUUUCCAUCAGCAAACCAUUUGAUCAUAUCUUUGAGGAGAAUCCACAGUUCAGACGCAAUCCUGCUCCUGUGAGAGUUGAGAAGAUGCUAGAAGCUGUGAAAUCAAAACUUCCAUCUCCGCCUCAGUUCCUUCUCUGCAUACUUCCAGAGAGGAAGAAUUCCGACCUUUAUGGCCCCUGGAAGAGAAGGAAUUUAUCCGAUCUUGGAAUUGUCACACAAUGCAUUGCUCCUACAAAGAUCAAUGAUCAGUACCUUACCAAUGUGCUCUUGAAAAUCAAUGCUAAGCUGGGUGGUAUGAAUUCCUUUUUAGCUAUGGAGCUUUCCCCUGUACUACCUCAGAUUUCAAAAGUUCCCACAAUUAUUAUUGGAAUGGAUGUCUCUCAUGGCUCACCUGGACGAGCAGAUGUUCCAUCCAUUGCAGCGGUGGUCAGUUCUAGACAAUGGCCCCUUAUUUCGCGCUAUCGAGCAGCUGUUCGUACUCAGUCGCCAAAGCUGGAAAUGAUAGACUCUCUGUACAAAAAAGUAUCAGAUACUCAAGAUGAUGGCCUUAUCAGGGAGCUGCUGGUGGACUUCUACUCAAGUUCUAACAAAGUGAAACCUGAGCAUAUCAUAAUUUUCAGAGACGGAGUGAGUGAGUCCCAGUUCAACCAAGUGAUAAACACUGAGCUCGAUCAGAUUAUCGAGGCCUGCAAUCAUUUGGAUGAGAAUUGGUUUCCAAAGUUCACAGUCGUUGUUGCACAAAAGAAUCACCACACAAAGUUUUUCCAGACCAACUCACCUGAUAAUGUUCUUCCUGGGACUGUGAUCGACAAUGCAAUUUGCCAUCCUAAGAACAACGACUUCUACAUGUGUGCUCAUGCUGGGCCGAUUGGAACAACACGGCCGACUCACUACCAUGUCCUGCAUGAUGAAAUUGGAUUUUCAGCUGAUGACAUGCAAGAGUUGGUCCAUUCACUAUCAUAUGUGUAUCAGAGAAGUACUACAGCCAUCUCUGUUGUUGCACCUAUAUGUUAUGCCCACUUGGCAGCAGCACAGAUGUCACAGUUUAUCAAGUUUGAUGAACUGUCAGAGACAUCGUCGAGCCACGGUGGAGUUACAGCAGUUGGUGGUGCUCCAGUUCCCGCAUUGCCUCGGCUUCACAGGAAUGUGCGGAGUUCCAUGUUCUUCUGCUAAGUCUUACAUUUGGAGAAAAAAUAAACUAAGCAAACUUUUAGUUCUGUAAUAUUAAAUAUUAGAACUGGUUAUAUGAUGGGAUGAAUGCCAGAAAUCAGUAAAUUAACUAUGUCGUGCUCUGUCUCCCUCUAAGCCACUGCGUUGGCUUUGUUUGUAUAUCUGAUUGACAAGGGAGAAGUUUUAGGGAACUUUAGUUUUGCUGUUUAAGCCUUUAGGUAAAACAUUCGUCUAUAUGAGAGGGUUAACUUAGUUGCGUCUUC
Molecule: messenger RNA, 3105 nt
Organism: Nicotiana attenuata
Lineage: Eukaryota; Viridiplantae; Streptophyta; Magnoliopsida; Solanales; Solanaceae
Product: protein argonaute 4A-like
Exons: 25
Coding region: 182-2845 (887 amino acids)
Biological process (GO): regulatory ncRNA-mediated post-transcriptional gene silencing
Cellular component (GO): cytoplasm
Molecular function (GO): RNA binding; protein binding
Source: RefSeq, a predicted model, not a curated record